Lucilia sericata (common green bottle fly) is the source of this 1041-nucleotide messenger RNA. It is a transcript of the gene twr, whose product is annotated as signal peptidase complex catalytic subunit SEC11A. The record is from RefSeq and is a predicted model, not a curated record. The coding region runs from base 191 to 748 and encodes 185 amino acids. NCBI's taxonomy places the organism in Eukaryota, Metazoa, Arthropoda, Insecta, Diptera, Calliphoridae. Gene Ontology annotation, cellular component: membrane; signal peptidase complex. Gene Ontology annotation, molecular function: serine-type endopeptidase activity. The transcript is spliced from 4 exons.
GUGUCAGCCAACGUCGUUUUUAAUACUCGUCCGCGCAGUUCUCUGGCAACACUGUCAGUUGACGUGGUAUAAAAACAAGCGGCUUUUUACAAGUCAGAAAAUUUUGCAAAAAGCCAGGAAAAAAUUGGAUAGUUUCUCAAAUAAAUUUAACAUUUUCAGGGCAGUAUUUCAUUAAUAAACAAACAACAAAAUGGGUUUAGCUGAGACACUGCAAAUCGAUGAAAUGGUGCAGGACUUCAAGCGUAUGAAUAAACGUCAGUCACUGUAUCAAUUCUUGAGUUUUGCCAUGAUUGUUUCAUCCGCCUUGAUGAUCUGGAAGGGGUUAAUGGUGGUAACUGGCAGUGAAUCACCCAUUGUGGUGGUUUUGAGUGGCAGUAUGGAACCCGCAUUCCAUAGGGGUGAUCUCUUGUUCCUUACCAACUACAAAGAGGAACCAGUACGUGUAGGUGAAAUUGUUGUCUUCAAAGUAGAGGGUAGAGACAUACCCAUUGUGCAUCGUGUUAUUAAAUUACAUGAAAAGGAAGACGGUUCCGUUAAAUUUUUAACUAAAGGUGAUAAUAACAAUGUAGACGACAGAGGUUUAUAUGCUCCCGGCCAGUUGUGGUUGACGAAAAAGGAUAUUGUGGGCCGUGCCAGAGGGUUCUUGCCCUAUGUUGGCAUUAUAACAAUAUUUAUGAAUGAAUAUCCUAAAGUUAAGUGGGCGAUUUUAUCGAUUUUAGCCAUUUUUGUUUUACUGCAUCGUGAAUAGUGUGUCCCAUUAGUUAUACUUUUUAAAUUAAAUAAGACUUGAAAAAUCUGCUGCAACAACAACAACAAAAUACAAAAUUUUCAAAACAAAGCUCUCAAACACACACAAAGAGGAAAACAACGCAAAUUCUUUUUUUAAGAUUAGUAUUGGUUUCGUAUUUUUUUUGUUUGAAUUAAUUUUGAAGUUUGAGCUGAACAAAAACAAGAAAUUUUAAAUAAACUUUAUUUACAUUUAAUUUGUAUUGAUUGCCUUAAUUACUAAUACAGUGUUCAAUUAAAAAAAAAACUCCAAAA